UGUACCGAGAAAGUGGGGGCGGGGGAGGAGGAAGACUCAGGGUAGGAAUGGCGGCUCAAAUUCCAAUUGUGGCCACUACUUCCACUCCGGGGAUAGCUCGGAACAGCAAGAAGAGGCCAGCCAGUCCUUCCCACAACGGCAGCAGCGCUGGCGGUUACAGCGCCAGUAAAAAGAAAAAAGUGUCCGCCGCCGGCUUUACGCAGGGUAUCAGCAUGGAAGCCAUGAGCGAGAAUAAGAUGGUGCCCUCUGACUUCAGCGCGGGACCUAUGGAAAAAGCUGCCAAGCCAUUGCCAUUUAAGGAUCCAAACUUUGUGCACUCUGGCCACGGUGGCGCAGUCGCCGGCAAGAAGAACAGAACCUGGAAGAACCUGAAACAGAUCCUCGCCUCUGAAAGGGCAUUGCCGUGGCAACUGAACGAUCCCAACUACUUCAGUAUUGAUGCUCCUCCCUCCUUUAAACCAGCUAAGAAGUAUUCUGAUGUUUCAGGUCUUCUUGCCAACUACACUGACCCCCAGAGCAAGCUGCGGUUCAGCACCAUCGAAGAGUUUUCCUACAUCCGGAGGCUGCCCUCCGACGUCGUCACUGGCUACCUGGCCCUGAGAAAGGCCACGAGCAUCGUUCCCUGAGCCUGGAGAAGUGGGGAGGCGGUGGAAAGCUGUUUCAAAGGCAAACUUUGGACUCAUGAUUUUGUUUCAUGGAAACAAACUCAUUCUGCUGUCAAUCUGGAAAUGUCAGUGCUGUGCCUUGGAAAGAAUGUUUGGCUUAAAUUUCAGGGUUUUUUUUUUUUUUUCUUUUCUAUGUUUUCCCUCCAAGUGUGAUAUUUCCUGUUGAAUUAAAUUAUAUUUCAGUUGUUGCCUCA
Molecule: messenger RNA, 859 nt
Organism: Enhydra lutris kenyoni (northern sea otter)
Lineage: Eukaryota; Metazoa; Chordata; Mammalia; Carnivora; Mustelidae
Product: INO80 complex subunit C
Exons: 5
Coding region: 48-626 (192 amino acids)
Biological process (GO): chromatin remodeling
Cellular component (GO): Ino80 complex
Source: RefSeq, a predicted model, not a curated record